AUGUCUGUGGACUUUCCACUGUCACCGCCUCCCCCACCUCCUCCGCUCCCACCUCCAGCAGGUCCUUGUUCACCUCCCCCAACCUCAGCACCAAAGAAGAAGUUGUACCAGACCAUAGCCAGCAGCAGGAGUCCCGUGGAGGGGGAUUACACGGAGGCGUGCACGCUGAUCAGCCGCAGGGAAAGCAGUUUCAGGAAGGACCUGCAGUGGAUACUGGCUAACAAAUAUGUGCCUUCUCUCAUCCAAAAUGGUCCACAGUGUGGUUUGGUGGCUUUGUGGAUGGCUGCUCAGCUCCAGCGGCCGGAGCCGAGCGUGGACAUGGAGGCUGUCGUUGACACGGCAACAAGCAGGGGAUACACCGCUCAGGGAGAAAUGUUUUCAGCCAGUAACAUGGCCCUGCUGGCAGAAGAGGUGUGUGGCUGUAAGGCUGAACUGUUGUCAGGAGGACUGACCGGUGAGAAUGGCACGACCAUGGUUGGUCACCUGUGGGGAGGACAGCCGGUUCUCAUCCCGUAUCCUGCACCUCUGCAAAUCGGUCAGAAGGAGGCGCUGCGAGGGAACAGACUGUGUUUGGAGAUGACUUAUAUUGUGCUACCCUUCCUUGACGACACCAUCAGGUAUGAUGAGGAUUGCAACCAUGAGCCGUGUCAGCGUGGUGGACACAGAGCGCACUGGGCCGUAGCUUCAGGUGUCCUCCUGGGUUUGGACCCGGGCAGCGUGAGCCCCGAGCACGCUCAGCCCGAUGCCACUCUGCCCUGGCUCUGCCUCGCCCCCGACGGCUGCCCUCCACCCCCCAUCGGCAGCACCGCGGUCCGAGAGGUCUACAUCCUGGCAAAGCAGGGCAAAAGCCUCCGCUAUCAGCUGUGGAGUCUGGACGCCGUCGCCCAGAGCAACGAGCAGCUCAGGACGAUGGACCCUCAGAGAGCCAAUGAUGGGACUCGCUAUGUGGUUCCCGAAGGAGGGAUGGAGGCGGGGCUGGCCGGACAGGUGGUGCUGCUCCACACCAGGACGCUGACGCGGCAGGAGGACUGA
Messenger RNA from Menidia menidia (Atlantic silverside), 1032 nucleotides. The record is from the annotation of a GenBank genome assembly. NCBI's taxonomy places the organism in Eukaryota, Metazoa, Chordata, Actinopteri, Atheriniformes, Atherinopsidae.